AUGGAUUCUAUGAGCCCCGAUUUCCUCGCUCAGUGCAUUGCCCUCUACAAGGAGAGGGAGAGGGAGAAGGAGAAGGAGAAGGCUGUGCCCACUUGGGGCGAACUCUCGAGCCUCGCCCUUAGCGACUCCAUCACCGACAAACUAGGUUCUCCUCACAGCACCACUGCUUCUUUUCACCUCCCUGUCUCCUAUCUGGAGGCCAAGUACUACUAUUACAGGCUGUACUCCAAGCCAGUCCUCAUGGCUCGCACGGGCUAUUGGACUUGGAUAUUUGCCAGUAUUUACUCCGACCCGAUAUGUCUUACCACUUUCCGAGACUCCGAUAGUAAGCGAAAUCUUCAGGGCACCGAUACUUGGGAGCCACCCACCGACCCUGAGGCAUACCUCCCUUGCAAGGAGCUUAGGCCCAUCAGCAGCAACCACCCCCUGAACGCGGUCUGGGACAACCUCGCUCCUCGGAUCCUCAACAUCCUCGAUUCCAAGGGGGUAAAGUGGACAAGCAUGGACAUUGUUCGCAUCAGUUUCACCGGAGAGUACGUCGCCCCCAUCGUUGUCUGGAUCGGCAUCAAGCCUGGCACCCUCUCCGGUGAAGAUGGUCUCGCCGCUGUCAAGGAGUGCAAGCAGGUUCUCAUGGCAAACGAGAUCCUCGACGUCGAAGUCGAGAUCCACGAGUCGGUCCGCUGGCCAUGA
Messenger RNA from Sparassis crispa, 690 nucleotides. RefSeq lists its product as hypothetical. Lineage: Eukaryota; Fungi; Basidiomycota; Agaricomycetes; Polyporales; Sparassidaceae. The record is from RefSeq and is a predicted model, not a curated record. The transcript has 3 exons. Bases 1 to 690 code for a protein of 229 amino acids.